GUGGGAGAGCUAGAGGGAGGAGGAAGGGGGGAGAAGCCAACUUUUCAGGGCGCCCCGUGCUUGCCUAAGGGCGUGUGUGUUUGUGAGGAGUGUGUUUUUGCAUGCUCUCGAAGAGAGGAAAGGAAAGACAGCAGAGGAGUGGAGAGACAAGGCGGAGUAGGGGGAGAGCGCUUUUCUUCUAGGACCCACAGUAUUGGGAGGCCCAAGUGACCCAGCAGACCGAUUGUGAACAGCAGCAGCAACAACAGCAGCAGGAGGAGGAGCAGCAGCAGCAAGGACGAGAACCGCCCGCAGCCUGGCUCCCUCUGGCCGGGCUAGCCGCCGGGCACCGGGGCGCGGUGGGUGCCCAGAGCCCCGCGCCCCUAUGCACCGCCCCGCAGCCUCCGCUGCUGCUGGCCGAAAAGAAGCCAUGACCCUGAGCGCGGAGAUGUCCGAUGCCUCCGGACUGGCGGAUGAGACCGACAUCGACGUGGUUGGGGAGGGCGAGGACGAAGAGGAAGAGGAGGAGGAGGAGGAGGAAGACGACUGCAGUGGCAACGGCAGAGGCGGCGGGCCGGGGCUCCGGAGGCGGCGUCGCUCUUACGCUGAAGAGGAAGACGAGGAGGAAGAGGACGAGGACGAGGACGAGGACGGGCUGCUUUCCCCGGGAACUGGGGGCUCCACAGUCACCCCGGGUCCGGGCCAGGCUGCAGGGUCAGUCGGCGAGAGCAGCGGCGGCGGAGGUGGCGGGGGCAGUUCUGGGGCAGCGGUCGGCGGCGGCGGCGGUGGAGCAGGAGGCAGCGGCGGCGGGGCCAAGAACCCGCUGGUGAAGCCGCCCUACUCGUAUAUCGCGCUCAUCACCAUGGCCAUCCUGCAGAGCCCCAAGAAGCGGCUGACGCUAAGUGAGAUCUGCGAGUUCAUCAGCGGCCGUUUUCCUUACUACCGGGAGAAGUUCCCCGCCUGGCAGAACAGUAUCCGCCACAAUCUCUCGCUCAACGACUGCUUCGUCAAGAUCCCUCGGGAGCCCGGGAACCCCGGCAAGGGCAACUACUGGACCCUGGACCCCGAGUCCGCCGACAUGUUCGACAACGGCAGCUUCUUGCGCCGCAGAAAGCGCUUCAAGCGGCAGCCGCUGCUCCCGCCCGCCACGGCCGAGACAUUGCUGCUGCGGGGCGCUGGGGCCGCGGGGGCCGGAGGGGACCCGGCAGCAGCCGCCGCCGCUGCCGCUGCCGCCGCCGCCGCUGCCGCCGCCGCCGCCGCCCUGUUCCCGCCCCCGCCUCCACCCGCGCCGCCCCCUCCACCGCCGCACGCCUAUGGUUACGGCCCCUAUAGCUGCGGCUACGGCCUCCAGCUGCAGCCCUACCCGCCUCCCUCGGCCCUGUUCGCCGCCUUCCACCCGCACCCUGCGGCGGCCGCGCACCAUCACCCGCACCCGCACCCGCACCCACACUCGCCGCCGCCUCCACCGCCUGCCCACGGGGCGGCGGCCGAGCUGGCCAGGACCGCCUUCAGCUACCCGCCGCCCCCGCUGGGCCCGGGCCUGCCGGGCUCCCUGCAGGCUGCAGCCAAGCCAGGGGCCGGCCCGGGCCUGGCGCGCUCGCCCUUCUCCAUCGAGAGCAUCAUUGGGGGCAGCCUGGGCCCCGCCGCUGCCGCCGCCGCCGCCCAGGCCGCCCAGGCCGCCGCCGCUGCCGCGUCCUCGUCGUCCUCGUCGUCGUCGUCCUCGUCGCCUCUAUCGCCCUCGCCCGCGGCGCCCGGGGGCAGCUGCGCCGUGCAGGCGGCCGUGGUGCCCGCAGCCGCGCUCACCCGCUCCCUGGUGGCCGCCGCCGCCGCCGCCGCCGCCGCUUCAUCGUCCUCUGCAGCCCUGGGGACGCUUCACCAAGGGACGGCCCUGUCGGGCGUGGAGACCUUGACCGCUAGGAUUUCGAACUGUUAAUGAUUUGUCGCUUUCUUUUUCUUUAAAAGACCAAACAAACCGAUUUGAAGGGGGAAAAAAGAAAGAAGGUAGGCUAUCCGGGGUCCUUCUUACUUUCCUGACUUGGUGGGCUUUGGGAUUUGCGUUUUGUUCCCACCCCUCCCCCUAGUUCACCUUGACCUCCGUGGAACCCCCACCCCGACUCCCACCCUCAGCGAGACUGUGUGUUUUGGGAGCGGACGGGGGUCUCCUCCCGAUGCCCACUAUUUAUGCAAAGCCAGUCCUAUGCUGCAGCAGCAGAAACCGUGUGGAUGGAUGGAUUGAGGGUUGGUGGCAGUAUCCGUGUCUGAAAAAUGGUUGCUUUUUUUUUCGGAUUUCUUAAUUAUUAUUAUUAUUAAUAUUAAUAAAACAAAUCUCUGAGCCCCUUUGAGGUUUCGAGAUUCUCAGGUCCAAGGGUUCAAAAUCAAUAAUGUACAGAAGAUUAAUAAUAAGGAAAAAUAAUAAUAAAGAUCCUGAGGGACAGCAGCAAAGCAAUACUUUUUCAUUUUAGGACACUUGUCCGAUGUGCUUUUUUUUAUAAAAAGGAAAAAAAAAUGAUUAAUAUGUUUACACGGAAGACAAAAAACGUCAAGAUUAUCGUUUCUUAUCUUAACCUGUGUUUUGUAUCAUAAUAGACUUAUGGAAUUUUUAUUUUGUACUGAAUACGUAUUCUUUAAAAGGAAUAUUGUAAAAUUUACUGGCAACUAUUAUUGUACCUUUCUAAUGUAAGAUUUUUACACAUUUUUGGAAAUAAAAAAAUUUAAUUUUCAAAGAAAAUCCACCAAAAACAAUUGAUUGGACUCUUUCCCCCUUAGUUAUUUUUUUCUUUUCCUGUUAAAAAUGUUCUGCCUUAGUAGGAAUAUUUAAGGUGCAAUGGAAUAGAAAAAAAAUAAUUUCUAAGAGAGCCAUCAAAAUAUCCUACAAUGCCUUUUUCCUCUCAGUUAAGCUAUGGGGGUGGGAGGUGUUGAGAAAGAAUUUUGAACUAUUACUACAAAUAAAGUUAAAAAAAAUAAUGUUUUGGGAGUAUAUUUAAUUGGCUUGAUUAUAUUUGAUCUUCAAAAAGUUUAAGACAGUUACUUUAAGAGAAGAUAUGGGACCACUACCUCUAAUUUUGGCCCUUACUCUCUAAAGUGAAUAAUUUCUACUCACUUUUCAGCACAGUUCUAUGUAGUUAUGGGUCUCUAGUAAAAAUGUUGUCUCCAGUAAUACUGCAACAGUAAUAGAAAGCAAGACAAUAAUUAAUUUUAAAUGUUCUAUAAAGAGGAAAAGUUUUAAAUAUCUACAAUGUAGAUGUUCUCUUUGCUGUAGGUACAAAACAAAGGUUGGAAAUUAUUUUUCAUUUAAAGUUUAUUUUAAAAUGUAUUAAAACCUUAUAUUUGCACAAAAUGAUAUAUUUUUAAAAUGGAAUUCUUUUUAAGAUGGAAAAAAUAUGAAAUUUUAAAAUAGGUGUUUAAAUGCUCAUGGACUUAAGAGAUAAACUUACCUUUGUGCUUUAUACUAGCAUAUGUUUUACUGAAGAAGAAAAAAAAAAGAACUUCCCAAUAAAAUUCGUGAAAUAUUUCAUUGAACUAAUCCUAUUUAUUUAAGCCAUAAGUGAUCCCUUAAAUUUGAAUAAUUUUAAAUAGUCUAAAAAUGUCUUCUUUAAAAAGUUAAUUUCUAGUUUGCCGAAUGUAAGUCUAUUUUAAGUGAAUAUUUUCAAAAAAGGAAUUAAAAUUCUCAAUUUAGGAUAUGUAAUAAGUUAGGACAUAGAUAGUAUAUACUUAUAUACUAUAUAUAUAUACAUAUGUGUAUAUGUAUAUAUAGUACAAAUGAAGCCAUCAACAAAUUCGAUUUUUUACACGACAUAUAUUUGCAUAUAUUAUGAAGAUUUGCAGAUUUGAUCUCCAUUGUGACCUAUAUGUAGAAUGUUAAAAAAAAUUUGUUUCCAUUUUUGAAGUCAAAUAUACUGGAAGAGAAACAUCUUUCAAUUAUAUUCAUCAUUAAGAUUCUUGUCCCUCUUCUCCCCAGAGACAAAAUAAAACAAGUACUUAUGUAAAACACUCUUAAGCAGGGGAUUCAAUCUUUAUUCACAGAGAUAGUUGAGAAAAAACUGAAUGACAUUUUAAGAUAAGUGACACAAACCUGGGAAUCACUAUAGAAUAAUAGAUACAAGUUAAAAAAUAUUCUAAAAUCUGUCGUCUCCUCUAUGCCCCCCAUUAAAGACAAAGUAAUUCAAACUCAGAGGGAGAAGUUUAAAAUGGCUUAUAGACUAUAUCACAGAUGUUGGCUCAAAAUGAUAAGUUAAUGGAGGCAUACUUUUAACGAUAUACAAAUUACUGGUAGUUAAAGAUCAGAAAUUUAGACCUAAAAGUAAUUAAAGAAGGGUGAACCCAAAAAAUAUUGUCUUCAUAUAUAGAUUCUGUGUGGAUAUCCUGAAAGUGUGGAACUGCAAGCUAAGUCCUGACUUUAUUCUUAGGCCACAAAAAACAGUGACUGAAUGGCAAAGAAGAGAUGGAAAAGACAACCCUAGUCCCAUUAAAACAUAUGUCUCUUCAGAUUCAGAUUCAAAGAAUGAUUUGCCCUCAUAUUUUCCCGCCUGUGGCAACAGAGAAAAAAGGUGUUUACAAGACUGUAAGUGUUAAAGGGUGCCUACGUGAUUUAGAAAUGAAUUAUCUUUAAUCUUCUAUCUCUAUUCGGAAAUGCAAAUGCAAAUAACGACUCUCACAAUUCCACUAGCUGUUACGGUUUUGCGUUAUGCCGGUUCAGCAAUUCUAUCCUCCAGGUUUUUGCUUCUGCCAUCGGCUUUCUAAACCCUGCAGGACGGUGCGGGCCCAAAUCCCUGAGCCAUGUGCCCGUAGUGUGCGGCCAGCGGUCAGGCUGGGCUGGCCUAGCAGGUGCUGAAACAAAGGCCGGCCGGCCGCCUAGCCCCGCAGCCUUUGAUGGGGCUAACAACGUCUCUGCGCCAGGACUCUUCAUUCGCAUGCAAAUCCAGAGCAAUGUCCCCUUUUCUUUGAAGGCAAACAGAAGGAUGUUUGUGUGUUUGUAGGGAUGAAGCCUAGUUGAACAAGACUUCACAAAUCGGCUGAACCUCUAAAAAUAAACCAAUUGAACAAACAUUGGUCAUUCUCUCUACAAAGUGUGGAUUUACUACAACUCAUUAACCCGGCUCUUUUUUUUCCCCUUCUUGUUUCUCCAUUUCCAUCAUAUUCCGGUAAAGCUCCGAGACAAAUGAGCUGAAUUGGGAGGGAAUUGCUGUUAAUAAUGGAGAGAGAAUAUAUAAGGGCUAAUGGUUCAAGCAAUUCCCCAAGAAGGACCACACAAAAAGGAACUUCUCAAUUUAUGAUGCUAGUGUAAUUCAGAGAUCUAAUCUAGAGUUGGAUUUAGCCAAAUGUUAUCUAUUGCUAGCAUAAUGAAGCCCUUAUGGAUUGAAUUGCUCCUUAUGCCACACAUGGUGUCAGGACCUAGGAAAGUUUCUUCCUCAAUUUCUUUUUCUGUAUUGGAUAAUUAUUCUUUAAAAUGAGAAGUCACUGCUACUCAGGACACUGUCCAUAUAUUUAACACCUAUCUCCUUGCCCCCUUAAAAAAAAAAUAGAGAUAGAGAGAAAGAAUAUGAGAAAAAAAGUUACGAAAAAAGAAUCAAGGAAGGAAAUAUGUGAGGUACUUUCCCAUUUUUUACCCACUGAGCAGUCUGUAUAGUUGUACAUACCUUCUCAGCAUCCCCCCCUACUCAGCAAAACUUUCACAAAGGUUUUGCUGAUUGAAUUAAUUCUGAUAUAUGUUAUUAUCAAAGUCCUUCCAAUAUAACAGGAUAAACAACUGUCUUUUCCUCCUGAGAAAAAGAUUUCUACCUUCCUGAACUUUUCCCAUUUCCUCCCCUCUGUCUGUCUUCUAAAAGAUUUGGGGACAUGAUUAUUUUGAUGUAAUACUCACUCGGUGUCAUUUGUUAAAGGUUGUCUACCAGCUGGAGAUUUGAACCUACUUUUUUUUUUUUCCUGUUUUCUAUUUUCUGGCCCUUGUGAACAGAUUUCCUUGCCUAGCUUGCCUAGAACUAUUUUGCCACCCUUGUUGCUAGUUCUGCUGCUGCUCUUUCCUCAAAAUCUAACUUUGCUGCUAAAAUGCAAUGAUUCCUAUGAUUUCUGUCUGAAGCCCUCUGAAUUUUUUGUCUGUAAUUUUCUGUCACUGUCAGAGAAAACCUCCGUGUGGAGCACCUUAGACCAAAUACCCUACAGCUCACUUUAGCAAGAACUCACAAUCUUAAAUUGCCUAGAGAUCCUCUGAAUAGGGUGACUGAAGGACUGGCUGGAGCCCAAUUAGGAUACUAAGAGUCAUCUUAACCCUUGGAAUUGGAUCAGAACUGGAUUCAUCCAAAGGCAGAAAACAUAAGGAAAGUGAAAUCCUUCUCCUUGUCCCCCACUCAUUGGUUCUUUAGCUAGCAGAGCACGAUCACAAACACAAACAGACAUGUUCCAUAAGUUGCCAUUUGCCUUCUCUCAUUUUCUAUGACUUUGUAAUUGUGCAUAUGCUUUUCGUUGCCAAAUGUGUUUGAUGUCAUGGCCAGUGUAACGUGGUGUGUUUAUAAGGCCAUGAAUGCAAAUGUGUAAAUAUGUUUGGUGUAAAAUCUGGUUCCUUCAUUGCAAUAAAUACCUCCACAGUUUCAGAUAAUAUUACAUUUGACAGAAAGAGUUGGAAAUUCUGAUCAUGACCAGCUGGUAGGGCACUUUGGGGCUUAUACUUUCCUAACUGAAUUCAUUUUUCAUAUUAAUUCUCCUCACGUCACAUCUUAUCCCCUUUAAACAGUUUCAGGCCACCCUUUUAAAUUUCUGACCCAUUUUACUCUGAACUUUGCUAGUCUUUUAUCAAGGAGGUGAAAGAGUUAUAAUUCAACAACAAGAAGCAAACCCAAAAGAACUAUUCCCCUGUACCUUUCCUGGAAAACUAUUGAUUGCUACUUAUUGAUCUCUUUUAAAUUGAUGAAUUAUCAUAGGUAUACUUGUGAAGCAUCCACAAUUUUCUAAAAUAUUUGCAUAGAAGACUGAUUCUGCUUUUAAAAGAGAAGAUGGUGAGUGUGGCCAUAAUGAACAGUGGAAGGAACUCAUUACCAAGUAGCCUUUACUAUCUCAUUGUUUUUGUUAUUGUCAUCACCAUCAUCAUCAUUUUUAUAAUCUAAUUUUUAUAUUAAAGUAGCAUCCAAUUGCAUGGAAUACUACCACCUUAGAAUAACUAUUAUUUGGAGGAAUUCUUCUUAAUUUCAUCUUAACACUCUUCUGUAGGAAGUUUCACAAACAAAUUCUCUCAAAAGCCUUUAUUUUUGACAAUUUCACAUAGUGCUGUAUCUUUUAGCAUUCUUUUUCCAAUUUCUUUCACUAUUGCAUCAUUCUUAAUAAACUCACUUUGAAACUACUUAUUGGUUUUCUAAUAAAGAAAGUUCCUAGAUUAGGACUUUCAGCAUUUAUCAUGCUGAGGGGCUUUGAAGAGUUUUUGGUCAGAUGUCUCCAUUUUAAUUUCUCUACUCUCUUCUGUUAUGGCAAUCUUAUGCAGUUCUAAAUCUUUCCCACUGGUAGCUACUUUUUCCUCAUUCCCACUCUUACAGUUUGUCAUUUGAUUGCUUACUAGCCAUUAAGGACUUAGUUCUCACAUUGACCCAGAAAUCCUCUUUACUUCUAAAUUCUCUGGAUUGAAGACAGUGAGAGGUUCUUUAUCUGGAAGAUUACUGAUCUCUGGAAGAAUACAGGUAUUUAAGACUUUGUCACCUGAUUUCUUUUGGAAAAGAACUCAAGAAAAAAGUUUCUUCUUGAGAGUUUCCCCUUACCUGUGACUUUUAAUUUUCCACUGCCCUGAAUACUAUAUAUGUGAUGUAUCUACAAGGAAGGUUAUUGUACACAAAUAGGGAUUUAGGCAGACAACCUCACCACAGUUCUCCAAACUGUAAUAGUCACCACUGAAAAUGAAGCAUAUUACUCCUUGCCUGUCCUUUGCUCCCAUCCCUGACUUCUCUGGGCUCUCUGGACCCAAAGUCAGAAGCUAAAUUCUUUAUGUUUCCAGGCUUUUAUUCAAUAGGGUAGUCUUGGAGACAGGAAUUACUGUGCUAUCACUAAGUGGUUGCUUUCUUAUGGAAGCCUACAGAAGUUUAUAUUGGAAUUAGUGGGAUGGCUCUUAGAUGCCAAGGUAAGAAAACAACAGCAUCUUUUUCUUCUUUUCCCUCUUCUUCCCUUUCUCCCUCCCUUUCU
Sarcophilus harrisii (Tasmanian devil) is the source of this 8136-nucleotide messenger RNA. It is a transcript of the gene FOXD1, whose product is annotated as forkhead box D1. Lineage: Eukaryota; Metazoa; Chordata; Mammalia; Dasyuromorphia; Dasyuridae. Gene Ontology annotation, biological process: regulation of transcription by RNA polymerase II; anatomical structure morphogenesis; cell differentiation. Gene Ontology annotation, molecular function: RNA polymerase II cis-regulatory region sequence-specific DNA binding; DNA-binding transcription factor activity, RNA polymerase II-specific. The record is from RefSeq and is a predicted model, not a curated record.